Messenger RNA from Aphanomyces astaci, 1059 nucleotides. RefSeq lists its product as hypothetical. The record is from RefSeq and is a predicted model, not a curated record. Lineage: Eukaryota; Oomycota; Saprolegniomycetes; Saprolegniales; Verrucalvaceae. The transcript is spliced from 4 exons. The coding region runs from base 1 to 1059 and encodes 352 amino acids. Gene Ontology annotation, molecular function: ubiquitin-protein transferase activity.
AUGGCCACGAGACAUCGCAUCAUGGUGCCGUUGAACUUGUCCGAUCUAUUUUGGAAGCCGUUGGUCGGGUUGCCCAACGACCGAAAGGAUCUGGGAGCCGUGGACACGAUGCUCAUGCGCGAACUGCACGACUUGGAAUGUCUGGGGGACGCAGAAGUGGAGGCGCUCGACCCUGACGAAGUUGUCGAGUAUUUGCUUCGUGUGACUCAAGCCCCCCGCAACCCACACAUGGACAAAAUGAACACGCUGACCGUCCCCACGUUGGCUCAGCUCGUGGACGACAGCGUAGCGCUCAAACUCGAUGCCAUUCGGUUGCAAUUGGUAUCGUUCAUGGAAGGAAUGGCGGCGGUGCUGCCGUACGCGCUGUGCACGUUGUUUACACCUGCGCAGUUUGAAGAGCUUGUGUGCGGAUCCCCAGACAUAGACAUUGACAUGCUGCAACGCAUCACAGUGUAUGAAGGCGUCGACGCCACGGCGCCGCACAUUGGCUUCUUUUGGCAAUGCCUCCAAGACAUGAACCAAGCCCAACGCAGCUUGUUUGUGAAUUUUGUGCUCGCCCGCUCCCGACUGCCGAGGGUGCAGUUGCUGCUGCCAUUUCUCGACUUUCACGGGCAGCAUCUGUUGGAGUCGCCCAUCAGCCGCACCGCGAAUCGCUUGACGCACCUGCGACACUUGAUCUUCAAACGGCACAAAAUCAAGUUUUGGAGGGACAUGGUCGACUUCACAACGACCCAUACGACGCCCCCGUCCGACGAGUACGAACGACCCGACAGCUUGCGCGAAGUGUCGGUGAAUCGCAUCGUGGCGCUGGACGAGCCCGUGUCGUUUGCUACGUCUGUGUUUGGCCAACUGCACGAGGCCAUGCAAGCUUGGGACAACCAUUCGUUGCGACGGGCGUACGCUGAUGAAUUGCAAGACGCUGGCCAGCGCCGGGCAUUUUACGUUAAGUUCUUAGGCGAAGGCGUCGAUGACCACGGCGGGCCGUACCGCGCAGUGUUUCAAACUGGCGCGUGGGACGAGCCAUCUGGAGGCUUGCAGUACGUUGCUACUGUUGGUUGA